AUGUACCGCAUCGCCAAGAUGUUGUGUAAUCCCACCUCUGGCCUGGAGGUGAAGGACCGCGUGUGGCUCAAGAUGACCAUACCAAAGUCUUUCAUUGGGUCCGACCUUGUCGAUUGGUUGCAUACAAACGUGGACGGCUUCAUCGACAGGAGACAUUCGAGGAAGUACGCCGCUCUGAUGCUCAAGCAUGGCUUCAUUCGUCACACGGUCAACAAGAUAACGUUCUCCGAACAAUGUUACUACAUCUUUGGUGACUUCAAGGCAGCUGCAAACUCUCUCCCAUCAGAGCUAACUAACCUCCACCUCAGUGGAGACUCGGGUGAGGACACCCUGGGACCCCUCCCGGGGGCCAAUAUGUGGGGGUCCUCCGACGGGGAAUUUUCACUGGCAGCCCACGACUUCUUCACGAAAGGCCCCACUCAGCCUCCCUCAACCUCUAGCAAGUCAAACUCACCAUCUCCAGCAGAAAACAAGGCAGCUGCCGCUCGCCACAGCGGCUCCUCGGGCAGUAGCUGUGCAGGGACUGGUUCCGGAUCCGGACCGCACCAGCUCUCCCCUCACAACCUCACCCCCGCACACCCACAAACUGCCGCACGCAUGAACCAAUUCCUAGCCGCAGCCCCGCCCCCCGGUGCCGAGUCGCCCGGCAACAACAGCAACACAAACAACAACCCUGUAAACGGGGCGGCGGUGCAUCCGUACCCCGUUAUGCGGAUGAAACACUCGCUGAGUACGUCUAGCGGUUUCACGAGUGUCUCGCAGCAAAAUUUACGCAUGGGGCACCCAGCUAUGCCCCCCGAUAGGAUCAGUCUGCGAAGCGAGGGGGCCCGUGGUGGGGGGCUAGGAAUUCCAGGAAACCUGGGGGCCAGUCGAGAAAGUUUUCAGGAAGCUCUUGACAACCCGUGCGAGUAUUUCAUUGAUGUCAUGUGAUGGUCAUGUGACCAAUUGUCUGUGAGAGGUCUCUAUCAUCAUGUACGUGUAGUGUUAAAUGUAUGUGGCAUCACAUGACGUUUUGUUUCCAUGGCACCAUUGCAUCAAUCAUCAGUUUUUGGCUUGUUCUAAAUAAUUAGCGACAAGCUUUUUUCCCAUUCAGUCAGACAUAUUGUCAUGUCAUCUUAUAAUAAUUACAGUUUCAAGAUUUCAUUUUGUAAUUAUAUCACUGCCUCAUUUUUUGCACUUCAGUAGGAACAAUUUACAUUGUGCUAUAUUAUAGUCAGCCAUCUGUGUAUGUAUAGAACUUUGUUGUUUGCUAAUGUUUCCUUGUUUUUCUUGGCCAAGAAAUCCG
Molecule: messenger RNA, 1285 nt
Organism: Geodia barretti
Lineage: Eukaryota; Metazoa; Porifera; Demospongiae; Tetractinellida; Geodiidae
Source: the annotation of a GenBank genome assembly